CUUCCCUCUCCAGACUCUUCUCUCUCCCCUCUUUUCUCCCACCCCUCUCUCCUCCUCCGCCUCCGUACCAGACCACGCAACCAACCACCGCAGCGACGGCCACGCCAAUCGCUAGCGCCAAGCUGCUCGCCGGCGAAUAGCCGAGAACGCAACCAAACCACGCCGAACAGAUCCGAGUGAGGUUUAGCCAUGGGGAUGGAUUACUACAAGAUCCUGGGCGUCGACAAGGCCGCCACCGACGACGACCUCAAGAAGGCGUACCGCAAGCUCGCCAUGAAGUGGCACCCUGACAAGAACCCCAACAACAAGAAGGAGGCGGAGAACAAGUUCAAGCAGAUCUCCGAGGCGUACGAGGUGCUGAGCGAUCCGCAGAAGCGAGCGGUGUACGACCAGUACGGCGAGGAGGGGCUCAAGGGUCAGGUCCCGCCGCCGGGCGCCGGCGGGGCGGGCCCCGGAGGCGCGACGUUCUUCUCGACCGGCGGCGACGGGCCAAACGUGUUCCGGUUCAACCCGCGCAACGCGGAGGACAUCUUCGCGGAGUUCUUCGGCUCGUCCAGCCCGUUCGGCGGCAUGGGCGGUGGCAUGGGGGGAGGACCCGGGAUGCGGGCCGGCGGUCCGCGGUUCUCGUCGUCGAUCUUCGGGGACGACAUCUUCGGCUCGGCGUUUGGCGGAGGCGCCGAUGGGCACCACGGGAUGCACGGCGGCGGCGGGAGGGCGUUGAAGGCGCCGGCGAUCGAGAGGAAGCUGCCGUGCAGCCUGGAGGAGCUGUACAAGGGCACCACGAAGAAGAUGAAGAUUUCCAGGGAAAUUGCUGACGCUAGUGGGAAGACCAUUCCAGUGGAGGAGAUUCUGGCAAUCGAUGUGAAGCCUGGGUGGAAGAAGGGCACCAAGAUCACCUUCCCGGAGAAAGGAAACGAGCAGCCGAAUGUGAUCCCGGCCGACCUCGUGUUCAUCAUCGACGAGAAGCCGCACCCGGUGUUCACCCGCGACGGCAACGACCUGGUGGUGACGCAGAAGAUACCGCUCGCCGAGGCCCUGACCGGCCACACCGUCCACCUGACGACGCUGGACGGCCGCAGCCUGACGAUCCCGAUCAGCUCCGUUAUACACCCGGGCUACGAGGAGGUUGUCCGCGGCGAGGGCAUGCCCAUCCCGAAGGACCCGUCCAAGAAGGGCAACCUCAGGGUCAAGUUCGACAUCAAGUUCCCGUCGCGGCUCACCUCCGACCAGAAGUCCGGCGUGAAGCGGCUGCUGGGGCAGUAGAUCAGGUGCACCGGUGUAUCAGCCCUUUCUUCUGUGCAGUCUAGAGCUUUUUUUCUCCAGAAGUCCAGAUCAUGUGCCACGCUGCAAGGCAAUGCGGCCUUCGAUGUGUGAGAAACUGAGAACUAGUAGAACGUUGUACGGUUUUGCGGUGCA
Molecule: messenger RNA, 1416 nt
Organism: Oryza brachyantha (malo sina)
Lineage: Eukaryota; Viridiplantae; Streptophyta; Magnoliopsida; Poales; Poaceae
Product: dnaJ homolog subfamily B member 4-like
Exons: 3
Coding region: 190-1263 (357 amino acids)
Cellular component (GO): cytosol
Molecular function (GO): protein-folding chaperone binding
Source: RefSeq, a predicted model, not a curated record